This is a messenger RNA of Pseudomassariella vexata, 912 nucleotides long. RefSeq names its product mitochondrial carrier domain-containing protein. Gene Ontology annotation, cellular component: mitochondrion. Lineage: Eukaryota; Fungi; Ascomycota; Sordariomycetes; Amphisphaeriales; Pseudomassariaceae. Gene Ontology annotation, molecular function: guanine nucleotide transmembrane transporter activity. The coding region runs from base 1 to 912 and encodes 303 amino acids. The transcript has 5 exons. The record is from RefSeq and is a predicted model, not a curated record.
AUGUCCCCGCCAAUGGUCGCAGGCAAGGAGAAGGAGUCCAACGUAGCCCGACUCCUCGGUUCUGGAUCUGCCGGUAUUUCUGAGCUUGCCAUCUUCCAUCCUGUCGACACGAUUGCGAAGCGAUUGAUGAGCAACCAAACCAAAAUCGCCAAUGCCUCGGAACUGAACAAUGUUAUCUUUAGGGAAAAGGCGGCCGCAUCGAUUGGCAAGAAGUUUGUGUCGCUAUUUCCCGGCUUGGGCUAUGCCGCUGGAUACAAGGUUCUGCAAAGAAUAUACAAGUACGGCGGUCAACCAAUCGCCAGAGACUAUCUGGCUCUCCAUUAUGGCAAGGACUUCGAGGGCGCAUUCGGAAAGAAAACGGGCAAGGCCAUUAUGCACUCGACAGCUGGAAGUCUGAUCGGUAUCGGUGAAAUUGUUCUGUUGCCCCUGGACGUCCUUAAAAUCAAGCGUCAAACAAACCCCGAGGCGUUCCGAGGCCGUGGUAUCUUCAAGAUUGUGGCCGACGAGGGUUUUGGUCUCUAUCGAGGCUGGGGUUGGACAGCCGCCCGCAAUGCUCCUGGAUCGUUCGCUCUAUUCGGUGGCUCAGCUUUCACCAAGGAAUACCUUUUCGGCCUAAACGACUACAACAAGGCUUCGUGGUUCCAGAACUUCAUCGCGUCCAUUGCUGGUGCUUCGGCCUCGCUGGUUGUAUCUGCCCCUCUCGAUGUCAUCAAGACCCGUAUCCAGAACCGCAACUUCGAGAACCCUGAGAGUGGUUUCCGGAUCCUGUCCAAUAUGGCCAAGAACGAGGGCUUCUCUAGUUUCUUUAAGGGCUUGGUGCCCAAGCUCCUGAUGACGGGACCGAAGCUUGUCUUCUCUUUCUGGCUCGCCCAGACACUCAUUCCCGCAUUUGACAUCAUGAUUAAGAAAUAG